Messenger RNA from Acanthaster planci (crown-of-thorns starfish), 8648 nucleotides. RefSeq lists its product as uncharacterized. The record is from RefSeq and is a predicted model, not a curated record. Gene Ontology annotation, molecular function: microtubule binding. Gene Ontology annotation, biological process: microtubule cytoskeleton organization. Gene Ontology annotation, cellular component: mitotic spindle. NCBI's taxonomy places the organism in Eukaryota, Metazoa, Echinodermata, Asteroidea, Valvatida, Acanthasteridae.
GCUUAUAAUUAUAUAUAAGGAUUAUGAUGAACACAGGUUGAAUGGAUCAAGCUACGUGUAAGGAACAAGUAGGGACUUCAUGAUGAAAACUAAGACUUUGUUGAGAGAUGAGAUAAUGGCUUUUCCUUGUGAAUGACAGCAUGUGGAUAGGGAAUGACCAAGCACAGUCCUAUGCAAACACACUGAUGUUAAAAGAUGCACUCAGGUAAGUGAGUAACUUAGUCCUUUCAGCUGUUUUGUUCUGUGAAAAAGUCAUUACUGAGGACUUUAUAUAGCAUAAACGGAUGUUUAUUUUAAUGUAUAAUGUAUGAGGGAUAAUGAUCUGUGUCUUUAAAAUCUCACUACUGUUGGAGACAGAGGGAACCUAUUAUGGCCUUUCCCUAAAAUUGUAUAUAGAUAUACCCAGAGUUAUUUUUUUCUAGGUUCAAUUUUUCUUGAUACAGGUUUGCAAUUUUAUCAUUUAUGUCUGUUCUGCAUAUAUGCAGCAUUAUCCAACUCUUCUAAGAACUAACUUCAUUGUAGGCGCCCCCCAAAAAAGUUGUACAAAUUGUAAUAGUCAAAAGAGAUGAAUGAUCAAAUACAUUUAUUGUCAGAGAUUUGAAGAUCUUGAGAAGAAACUUGGGUUUUCCUCCCUCAAUCUUGCCAUUUCAGACAGUGUCAAAUGUCAGGAUCCAUUUGCAGAAAGUUGUAUACACCCUCCUGAGAGAAUCUCUCAUUAAUGCUUCCAGUCCUAGACGUACGUUGACUCACUCACAGAUUUUGAGGCCAGGAUCAGAAUUCACUACAGUAUGAAAGAAGGAGUGCUCUCAAUAAACUUGUGUGCAGUGGCAUGUUUCCUUGAACUAAUACAGGAAACUCACCACUGCAUGACAACACCAACACCCCAAAUAUAAACUGUGAACUUAAAGAGAAGUAUCGCAUUUCACUUUUUUUUUAUCGGUGUCGUCUGUCUUGACCUUUCCAUCCAUUCAGAAAUCACACUGGAUUUCUUUGGCGGCCGUAAACAAGAUGCAGACUUGAUCCAGAAUUACAAGGACCAUGAUCAAGUCUCUCUGUAUAUAGCUGAGUUUCUGUUGAAUUCUAUGUGAUCCAAACCCCCCUGCGUUCACUCCCCUUUGACAAUGAAGAACCUAUUGUGAGUUUGCAUUGUCUCGUCUCACUUUACCACCACCAGUCUUUAUCAGCUAUUGAUCGCCCCACAGUUGUCCUUGGCGUUAUCAUAUAACAUUUGGGAAUCACAUGUCAACUUCCCAUUCUUGGGAAAAAAAAAAAGAAGAAGAGAACAAACUGGACUGGCAAAUCGUUAGCCAUGCCCUACUUGCACAGGAUGUUGAACAAAGGCAUAUUGAACACUAUUAAUUGUAUGGUUGGGUGAAAGCAGCACUAGUGUGCUCCGGAAACUUUAUCGAUCUGUGUGGUAGCUGACUGGUACAGGAGAUGUAUUGAUAUUGAUGUACAUUUUUUUAAUUUCUUCAGAAUUAAGCCUGGUGGCAUGAAAAUGUCAGCAUCACAUUUUCUCUGUCUUCUGGGGCUGAUGGAAUUACACUUACAUGCUACUUGUAUACCGUUGACCCCAUUGAGGGCCUUCAGCCAUCUUGCUAAAUUACAGUACCAACUGAAUUCACGAUCAAGACAGCAUCUGGAAAAGCCAGGCCACUGUAAAUUUUGAUUUGGAAUCAAACCAUAGAUCCAACUUUGCCAGACGGAAGGGUGCAAGAUUGCCUGGACUGAGUCUGCGGGAGAAAACGAAAGAUAGCAUUGAACACCGGUGACUGUUGUGGGAUUUAAACUGAAGACCCUUCUCUGGAAUUCUCUCAAACUGUUGAUGAAGGCAUCGUGUACAUUGGGUGUGUCAAGACUGUCAAAGGAUAAAAGGGGAUUGGAACUGGCAUCAAACCCACACCUCAUAUAUAGAGGCCUUAUAGAGGCCUGUUGCACUGACCACUUGUUCGUUCCCUCGUCAGACUUUCCCAAGCUGAUUUGUGAAAAGUAAUUGACAGCAAGCAGUUGGAAGGAUUUGAACCUGCAUUCUCUUCUGUGGAUGAUCAUGAAUCUUCCUGAUGAGAACACGAGAAGAUUGAAAAUGGAUAUAAUAUCGGGGUCAACACUAACGUCCUGUCAAGAUGAUGAGCAUGCGCACCAAGCAACGGCCCUCACAGACCUCGAUCUCAGGCCCCUCCCGCUAUGAUCGAAUGGCCGCUCCAGGACACAUCCACAACAUGAACUCCAAGAUCAACUGGUCGGAGUUUGUGGAGGAGAGGGAACAGAAGAAUGGGAACCAGUUGCCAGCCAUACCAGGUGGAAGUGGACUUAACAACAGCUUCCGGAAGCGUACACCUCAGUCAACGGCAGAUCUAACGGCCAGUGACAGAUUCACAAUUCUGCCUGAAAUUGAGGGCAUUGACAUUGAUAAAGAACUGCGCGAGUCCCUCAGCGGUCCCCUGAAAGACGUUAGUCGCCAGCGCCUGCGAGCCAUUAAGAUCAGCUUCCGCCGCCUCAGCAACACGGACAACCGUAUCUCUACCAAAGACGCACUAGUCGUGCUGGGGGAGCACAACGUAAAGAUCUCCAACCGAACAUAUCAGAUGAUGGUGCGUAAGUUUGAGACUGACAGGGGCAUGGACAUCGAAAGUCUGUGGAGGUACAUGGCUGAGGCACAGGCAAGCACAGGAAGAGACAGCAUUCAGGCCAUCAAUCAGAACAAGCAGACAACUUCCCAACCACUGCAGCAGCUGAAUGCUGAAGACAUUGCCCUGCUGACCAGCAUCAACAAGGCCCUUAAGUCCAGCAAUGAGUACGACUUGGAAGAAAUGCGGACGGUGUGCCAAAUGAGGGACAUCUCGAGACAGGGAUCGCUCCCUAGAAAAAUGUUUCGCCGGAUUUGUUUGGAUCAACACUUACCACUGGGAGCCACCCUGAUGCGAACACUGCUGAAGAGAUGUGCCGAUGAGAAGAAUGGACUCAUUGGCUGGCCAGAAUUUCUCAUGCUGCUUGAAAAAGGGAUGAACUUUGAUGCAGACCAGUACAAAAUCAAAAAGAAACCUUCAUCGGCGAUUAACAAGCGGCAGCAGAGCCAGAAGAAGCCAUCGAGUCCGAAAGCUUCGGCGCUCCUCUCACCGAAUGAUGUCAAAGUGAAAGACAGUAAGGACACUGGAAAAGCUGACCACCGAAUAAGGCCCCGAUCGCCCAAUUCAGCGGUAUCCCAGGAGGCCAAACAAAAAGACACUUCCACUAGUUCAACUGCAAAAGCACUCGAUGUGCAAGGAACUGAAAGCUCAAAUAGUCGGACAACUGCAACGCCGUCAAGGAGCAAAUCACCAGAGCUUCCGCUCACUAAACAAGGGUCAAAGAUCAAGGAGCCCAAAGAGUCAUCAAAAGUUGGGGAGAAGCUGUCAGUCAAGUCAUCUGAUCCUUCUGGACAAAAAAUAAAAACGAAGGACCAGAAGGACAGAGGGAAACCCAAAACAUCACAGGAGGCUAUAAAACUGGAUGAAGAUGUGUUGUCUGUGAAAAACUUGCCCACACAAAGGAAGAGCAAAGUCAUCACAUGGAACGAUCCAAUCACACUUUCUGCCAAAGCUGACCAACUGUCAGCCUCUGCAUCAGUCACCAUAGACCAGUCACCGUCCAAAACCGACCAAAUUGAUCAAGACCAGACUCCCAGUGCAAAGGAGGGUGAGGUAUGCAAGUCACCUUUACCUUCAGAUAAGACUGAGGUCAUCCAAGCUGGUGACUCUGGUCAGACCGUGGAACCAACAGAUAGUGUGCCAAACCAGGCAGAUGGAUCUCUCUUGUUGAGCGAGACUGUAGAUGUUGGUGAUUCUGCCCCAAGCCACAAUCCUGACAUGGACCCAACCGAAGAGGAAUACCUGAAAAGGGAGCAGGAGAGAAUAAAUCGUGUGGGAUCAGAACUGACACUGAAUGAACCCAGCUUAGACAAUGCAAGUAUGAGCUCUGAUCCCAAGGAAGAGACUUAUCCUCUCGUCGAUCCAGAUACUUCCGCCGCGAGCUUAGCUCCAGCAGAAAGAUCAGAAACUAAAACGAUAGAAGUUGACCUGACCCUCUUGAAUGCAAAGGACCUGAGUGACGAAAGGCAGGACUUUGAAGGGUCAGAGACUAGUUCCAUUUUUGACAGAGAAGACACGGACACCCAGAGCAUUACAUCGGUCUCCUUGUCGACCAAAUCCAAAGUUCAAAAGCAGCACGAGGCAAGUGAGAAGCGGAUGCGAGCAAUUUAUGGGAAGAAUCCACGGAGACAGUUGACUCCGCUUGGCAAGAGAAUGAAAGACAAUCAAAAGCAGCCUCAUCGGGCAACAAACCCUGGAAAAGCUUCGUCAACAAAGAAGUCUGUGCUGAAAAAGACACCCAAGCCCAAAUCCUCCGUGUCUUCUAGAGGAGGAUCAGCAAAUAACAAGGACCACAGUGCAGGUCCUGUUUCUGCUCCAGCUGAUGAACUUGAUCUUCCAGAGCAUGGAGACCAUGAACCUGACCCAGAAACGAAAUCUGUAGUCAGUCAGAGCGCUAUGGAUUCCCAAGGUAACAUCUUGCCCAAAAGCCACUCCAGUGCGAGCCUUAAUGUGAGUGCUACUCAUUUCCCAGAUGAUGGAGACUUAUUGUCACAGCAUUUGCAAGUUGAGACAGCCAAUGAUCCCUCACAUGGAGGCACCUCACCACCAGCUUUGCCAGACAAAGUCCCCACAGAGGAGGUAGAGUCACAACCAGAUAAGAGGGAGGAAGAUGGGGAGAAGUCAACAUUCACGAUACGGGGACAACAGAUGUCUUACUACGUACCUGAUGCUUAUGUUGGGAAGGAGUUGCCCACAGACGCUCCCAGUCAAAUCCUGGAACUUAACUGGAUCUAUGGCUACCGCGGUAAUGACUGUCGAUGCAACAUGUAUGUCAUCGAAGACGGCAUUCUUGCAUACUUCAUAGGGAAGGUGGUGGUAUUGUACAGCACACAGGAACACAAGCAGAGGCAUUACACACUACAUACAGCAGAAAUCAAAAGUCUAGCAGUUCACAGCAGCAACAUUAUCUUGGCAAGUGGGCAAAUGGCUGGACCAGAAGAUUCUAAUGUACAGGCCUGUAUACAUGUCUGGAGUGCCGAGACACUGGAGACGCUUUAUGUAGCCGGAGAAGGUUACUUUGAGAAAGCGGUGCUGUGUGUGAGCUUCUGCAAAGAAGAGGACUAUCUUGUUGCUGUCGAUGAUAAUGAAGAACACACAAUGUCUGUGUGGCACAGCUCAUCUGGAGAGAGGCUGGCUGAGAAAGUGCUGCUGACCGAAGUUGUUUGCCAGGUUGCCUUCCAUCCCACUCACCCACACCAGCUGGUCAGCAUUGGAAAGGAGCAUCUUUGUUUCUGGAAACUGCAGAAGGAACCCUACACCAUUGAGGAAACUAUGAUUGCCAACUAUGAGACUAAGAUGAAAGCCAAGUAUGUCAUCUGCCUCACAUUUCACCCAAAUGGUGCUCUCUUAACGGGUGAUUCAAAUGGGACCAUCUACCUGUGGCACAAAGAUGGCAACACUAUUGCUCACACUAUAACUCACGCUCACAAUGGUCCUGUGUUUUGGAUGAUGUAUGUGAGGAAUACAUUGAUAUCAGGAGGCCGAGAUGGAAUCAUACAGACAUAUUCCCUGAGUUCCAAGGGAACUGAGUUCACUGGAAAAAUGCAGUUGCCCAGUGUGGAAGGGGGUGUACGCACUAUCCAGACGCACAGGAAGACAAUGUACAUUGGGACCACAUUGAAUUGCAUCCUGAGUGCAAACAUCUCUUUAUCCGGGAGUGGUAGCCCCAUCAUCACAGGAGCUACUGUCAACAAUGCUCCAAUCACACAGGGUCACUAUGAUGAGGUGAGAUGCAUCGCUCCUCACCCUGUCAAAAAGGACCACUUCUUCACAGCUGCCUACGAUGGCAUUGUCUGCCUGUACGACGCUGCUCUCCACAAGGCGAUCUGGAAGUAUGUUGUGAAGGGUAUUAACAGCACUUGCAUGGACGUCGGCCCAGAUGGAGAAAUCAUCAUAAUUGGGGCCAAGGAUGGACAUAAAGGAAACAGCAUGGUUGUACUGACAGUUGGGGAAGAGGAGGUCCAGGAGACAAACCGUAUCAAACUUGGUCGGCACCCUGUGUCAUUCAUUAAAUUUGCCCCUGGAGGAGAGGUCUUUGCUGCCAGCUGCGGUGACAUCAUUCUCAUCUUGAAAGCAACAGAUACUGGAAGAAAAAUUGAGCCAAUGGGAAAGUGUGAGGGUCACCAGACUCCUGUAACUGGAUUUGACUGGUCUAAGGAAGAGAUUUCUGGCAGGCUUGUACUUCAAAGCAGUUCACUGAGCCAGGAAUACAUAUGCUGGGACACACAAAAUUUCCAGGCACUUAGCUGUUCCUCUGACUACAGGAACAUCACUUGGAAAUCACACAACUGUACAGCAGGAUUUACUGUGGCUGGUGUGUGGGAAACCGAUGAAGACAGCCAUGUGGUAAGGAGCAUUGACUGGAGUGAGGAACGGGACCUGUUGGCCACUGGGCUUGACAAUGGUGUGAUAUCUCUCCAUAGGUACCCCUGCACAAUCCAGCUGACUGCCAGGAAAAGUGUCCACGCCCACAGCAUGGCUGUCCCCUGCGUGCGAUUCCUCCCUGACACCACAACGUUCCUGUCUGCUGGAGGCUCAGACUGCUCAACCAUCCAGUGGAGCAUUCAAAGUUAAGCAAUGCCUACAGUCGUCAUAUAGCACAAUAUUUGCCCCAUGGUAGAAGUCCCCCCCCCCUGUGAUGGAGAAAGAUGCUGCUGGGCGUUGUUCCAACUCUGAAGACUGUACAUUCCCACAGAAACUGGUCGGAUAUGCUCAGCAUGGCCUGUGCCAAACUUCCAUGAACCUGUGUGGGGACAGGGUAACGUCAUUUCAGACUGAGGGCCAUUGCUGCUCUGUGAAAACAUGCCAACUUAAGCUCAUAGGCCAGCACAAGGGUUGAAGUUGCCAAGAACAUUCACAGUAGCUUUCGGAAAAUUCAGAAGACCCUAAUUACUGAUAUUAAUCAAGAAUGUAUGUCAAUUACCAUGGUAUGACCCAAUGGAGGAUGGCUGUUGAUAGUAAAAAGUCUGUAUUCAUUUUUAGUCCUCAAAAUGCAAGUUUGAACAGCACUGAAAACCUGCGUUUUUCUGUUGAACAAUACCUCAAUAGGAUAAUUGGUCCUAAAUUCAUGUCAGCCUUCAGAGUGGAACAUUGUACAGAAGUGUAGCAUAUAGUUACAGAAACCCAUUUUGAUCAAAAUUCUCUCCCAAUCAAUUGUAAGAUGAUCUAGUGUUCCGAUGAAUUUUGUAGGUAAACAUAUAUGUCUUAAUUCAGCUGGAUAACAUGGGGAAUCUUUUCUGUAAAGAGCUUAAUUUAUCAGUUUGAAGACUGCUUUUGUUCAGUGUUUUACAGCAUUUUCCAGAUUGUCCAGAGGUUUUAAAUUUCAAGAUAGCCUCUCACCGUGCCAACUAACAAUUUGAAAUCACUGUGAAAUGUAAUCAUGCCUUACCUGUAUUGAAGCCGAAGGUGAAAUUACUCACCAAAUAUUACAUUUCUAAAGAAAAAGAACUAAGCAAGUUACAAAUUAAGAUGAAAAGAGCGUGAAAGUAUUGCAAAUAUUUUGUUUGCAUUUUGUAUAAAGUAAGAGAAAAAGUAUUUAUUUCAAUUGGUGAGAAAUUAUUUCACUGAAACACUGUAGUUAUAUGAGCUUCAGUGGUUAUUAUAUUUAUAAACAGUCUGUCUCCCCUUACAACUCAGUACCCUUCUAGAAAAUUUGCAAAACCAAAGCAUGGAAUCAUGAUUAGAUGUUUUACUAACUUACAAGCUAAUUAAACUUAUAAUCUUAAGAAGGGUAUUGAGAUUAUCAGCUUAAUAAACUUACUAUAAAUACUAAAUAAUAAUAUAAAUAGAAGCGUAUUAAGCUUUUCAGCUUAAUAAGCUUACUAUAAAUAAACAUUAUGAAGCUUAGGGACAAAGUAUUUUCAUAUUAUCACUUUGAGUGCAUUUCAUAAUUUUAUCACCUCUCGUGAAAUAAAAAUGCAAAUCUCAUUUAAACACAUUCACAUUGUGCUGGUACACACUUGCAUUAACACUAAAGGUUUUCGUGGUUGUGGUUAACUUGUACAAUGAGAAUAUACCAGUGAUUUAGUUGAUCUCCAAAAUUUUGGCUGGCAGACUGAACUAACCCACCCCAGGCAAUUUCUUUGUUUUGUACUUGGGAGGACACCGUUUUUGACAGUAGUUCAACAUGGCAUGCCUUACACAAGCUUUUGCUUUUUAGGAUUGGCCACCUCUUCUUGAAUUAAUCUUCUGAUAUGUUAUUCUUUUACAUCUCAUGUAAUAAGCCCAACCAUGAAGAGGAAAUAAAUAUUACUGAAAAAAUGUAUAUGAAACUUAUCGCUUUGAACAUUUUGGACAGAUGUCUUUAGAAUAAUACGAGAAACCCCAAACUGUUUUAUGCAAAUCCGAGUAUCAUACAUUUUUUGCUCGAAAGCCGCAAUAAUGAUUUCAGGGAAUUUGGGUAAAAGUGCGUUUUUGAUCGCUUGCGUGUAUAAAAUAUGGAAUGUGAAAGCUAAAAAUAAUUGAUAAUUGAAGGCUCGGUAAUGUUCAGAGAAAAUCGCAAAUAAACUGUUUGAAAUUCAA